GAAUCCAAAGCACACAUUCCCAUCACACACACCACCGCUCCGCUCCAUGUCGCACCACUACCCAUGCCUCCCUCCCCAGCUUCUUCCACCUCCUGCUCCCCUCGCCUACCCACAGCUGUUCACAUCACUCCCGCUCCUCGAGAACACCACUCCCUCCUACUAGUAGCUUCUCUCUCUCUCUCUUCUUCUUCCUCGCUUUGCUUGGGUUGGGUUGGAGCGGUGAGACGAGAGAUUGAGGGGAGGAGAGGAGAGGACAGCAGCUGCCCCUCGAUUCGAUUCUUGAGUGAUCAUCUUGGGCUUGGGCGUUGGCGCCAAUGCUCGCGCGGUGGCUGCUCGUGCUGCUCCUCUUGCUGCCUGUUUCUUGGUGUCAUCAAGAUCGGCAUGGCCGCCGCCAUUACCCGCGGCGGUGGAGGAGCAGCGGCAGUAGGAGGGAGCUGCACGAGCCGCUGUUCCCUCUCGAGAACGCGCCCGCGCUGCCACCGCCGCCGCCGCCGCCACCGGCGCCGUUCUUUCCGUUCUUGCCUGACUCCGCCCCGCCGCAGCUGCCACCGCCGGUGACCACGCCCGCUCCCGCCGGUGGCGCCGGAGAUGGUGGUACGGACGCAGGCGCCGCCGCCACCGGGGACGCGUCUUCGUCUUCGUCCUCGUCGGCGUCGCCGCACCCCACGGCGCCGGCGAACAUCUCGUACAUGGCCAUGCCCAUCUACCACUCCGCGCCGCUCCGCUCCUUCCUGUCGUCGCACCGCCUCCUCACCGUCCUCCUCCCGGUCGCCGCCGUCCUCGCCGCCGUGCUAGCCGCGGCGCUCGUCUACCUCCUCACGCGACGCCGCCGCUGCUCCAAGGGGGAGCCGCACGCGGCGCAUACGAAGGCCGUGCUGCUUUCCCCGGGGAACUCCACGGCGCUCUACGACGGCGACCACGACCAGCAUGGCCGGGGGUCCACCGCCACCGCAGCCUCCAGCGCCAGCUCGCCGGAACUCCGGCCGAUGCCGCCUCUACCCCGGCAGUUCCAGCAGACGAGGACGAGCAUGCCGUCAACUUCGCAAACCAUCCAUGAAGCCGGAGCAGAGGACAAGCGAGCGCCGCCACCGCAGAGUGUUCGACCGCCGCCGCCACCACCACCACCUCCUCCUCCGCCGCCAAUGCCGCCGAGAACGGACAACGCGAGCACGCAAGCAGCGCCCGCGCCUCCCCCGCCAUUGCCGCGAGCCGGCAACGGCAGCGGCUGGCUGCCACGGCGGUACACGGAGCGCGCCGCGCCGACGGUGAUCAGGGCCUCGGCGGGGGCAGUCCACCCGGAGGAGUCGCCGGCGCGCGCCUCGCCGGAGGAGAAGGCCGCCGACGCGGCCGCUCGGCCGAAGCUGAAGCCGCUGCACUGGGACAAGGUGCGGCCGGCGAGCUCCGGCCGGCCGACGGUGUGGGACCAGCUGAAGGCGAGCUCAUUCCGAGUGAACGAAGAGAUGAUCGAGACGCUCUUCGUCUCCAACUCGACGAGGAGAGCAUCCAAGAAUGGAGUCAAGGAGGCAAAUGCAGCUUGCUGCAACCAGGAGAACAAGGUGCUGGACCCGAAGAAAUCGCAGAACAUCGCGAUCAUGCUGAGGGCGCUCGACGCGACGAAGGAGGAAGUCUGCAAGGCUCUCCUGGAUGGCCAGGCAGAGAGCCUUGGAACUGAGCUGCUGGAGACACUUCUAAAGAUGGCUCCUAGCAGAGAAGAGGAAAUCAAGCUGAAGGAAUUCAGGGAGGAUGCCGUAUCUAAGCUCGGCCCUGCCGAAAGCUUCCUCAAGGCGGUGCUUGCGAUACCAUUUGCGUUCAAGAGGGUCGAAGCAAUGCUCUACAUCGCCAACUUCGAUUCGGAGGUUGACUACCUCAAGACCUCCUUCAAAACUCUUGAGGCAGCAUGUGAAGAGCUGAGGGGCAGCAGGUUGUUCCACAAGAUCUUAGAUGCAGUGCUGAAGACCGGUAACCGCAUGAACACUGGCACCAACCGCGGAAAUGCAAGCGCCUUCAAGCUUGAUGCCCUCCUCAAGUUAGUCGACGUAAAGGGUGCAGAUGGCAAGACAACCCUUCUGCAUUUUGUUAUCGAAGAGAUUGUCAAGUCCGAAGGUGCCAGCAUCUUGGCCACUGGCCAAACAUCCAACCAGGGGAGUGCCAUUGCAGAUGAUUUCCAGUGCAAGAAGGUUGGCCUCAGAAUUGUUGCUAGCCUUGGUGGUGAGCUCGGCAAUGUCAAGAAGGCAGCUGGAAUGGACUCAGACACACUGGCCAGCUGCGUUGCCAAGCUUUCUGCUGGUGUUAGCAAGAUCAGUGAGGCCCUGCAGCUGAACCAGCAGCUCGGUUCCGAUGAUCAUUGCAAGAGAUUCCGCGCCUCAAUCGGUGAGUUCCUGCAGAAGGCCGAAGCUGAGAUCACCGCAGUGCAGGCUCAGGAGAGCCUCGCCCUCUCCCUCGUCAGGGAGACGACCGAGUUCUUCCACGGUGACUCGGUGAAGGAGGAAGGGCACCCUCUGAGAAUCUUCAUGGUGGUGCGCGACUUCCUCACCGUUCUUGAUCAUGUCUGCAAGGAUGUCGGCAGGAUGAACGAAAGAACAGCGAUUGGAUCUUCGCUCCGGCUGGAGAAUGCACCUGUUCUUGCGAGGUUCAACGCAGUCCAACCCAGUAGCUCCGAGGAGGAGAGCUCAUCGUCCUAGCCGUUGGAGCCUGCAUGUUAUUGUCUGAAGAAAAGCAAUGCAGGCUAGGACUUUAGAAUCACAUAAGUAUUUUGUAACUGUAGCAGAUAAGUGUAGAUCAAAGUCUAUAUGUACUAGUACAUGAUUCAGCAUGCUAAGCAUCAUCCCAGCCAAUGGCCUACCAAAGGUGAAAGUGGCAUUGUACAUGAUUCAGCAUGCUAAGAAUCACUAGACAGGAGCUUUUGUGAUCAUGCUGAAUGCUUGAAUCUCGUGAUAAAAGUAAAGUACUCCUAGCAAUAGCCCCCUUUUAA
Messenger RNA from Oryza sativa Japonica Group (Japanese rice), 2971 nucleotides. Lineage: Eukaryota; Viridiplantae; Streptophyta; Magnoliopsida; Poales; Poaceae. The record is from RefSeq and is a predicted model, not a curated record.